AGGAUUACAAUCACUCAUUAAAAAUUUCUCAGGUGAAUCAAGCACCCAAAAUGUACGAGAGUUUCUACGAAACAUCGACCUUGUAGCUCAAACGGGAAGUUGGGACGAUCAAGACAAAAAAUUGAUUUGUCGUUUGAAAUUGACGGGAGCGGCUGCAUCGUGUAUUGAAGCCCACCCAGAGCUUACACUCGAAUCAGCAACUUUUGAAGAUUUUAGGAAGCUACUUCUCCAAAGAUUUGAAAGAUCCAUCGACCCCGAACGCUGGCUGUUAUCACUGAGUACGGUACAGAAAAAUGUAGGAGAGAGCGCACGUGCAUUUGCUGAUAGAUGCCGAGAAAUGGGAUUGAAGGCGAUGCCAGCUCCUAGCAACCGACAAGAGGCUGAGUGGACGCGUGCCCAGCUGCAACGCACUCUCCUGGCUGCCUUCGUACGAGGAAUCCAGGGCCCAGCAGCGACCACUCUACAAGUAUUCCCACCCAAGGACUUGGAGGAGGCGAUCGGAAUAGCAGAGCGAACGGCAGAGGCACAACUCUCAAUUAACUCCAGUAAUAAUAUUUUCCCAAUAGUAACUGAAAAUAUGAAUAAUGACGUCAAUGUCAAUUUAAUACAAGGUCGAAAAGUUGAACGUAGAGACGAGUCUACUCCGAAACGAGGCAACCAGAAAGACACCUGCUACGAGUGCGGAGGGUUCGGUCAUUAUGGGAGAGAGUGCGCCACAAGGAGGAAGUACAAUAUUUGGGACAUGUAGUAUCAGCA
Nilaparvata lugens (brown planthopper) is the source of this 756-nucleotide messenger RNA. RefSeq lists its product as uncharacterized. The coding region runs from base 338 to 748 and encodes 136 amino acids. NCBI's taxonomy places the organism in Eukaryota, Metazoa, Arthropoda, Insecta, Hemiptera, Delphacidae. The record is from RefSeq and is a predicted model, not a curated record. The transcript is spliced from 2 exons. Gene Ontology annotation, molecular function: zinc ion binding; nucleic acid binding.